GCGGGCACGUGGGGCGUGCUACGGUGGCCGAAAAAAUGCCGCAGGUGUGUUAGCAACUGGUCAAGAAGCAGCCACGGGUGGUACGGAGAACAUCGUAUUUCUAAUCCAGCUCCACAAAUUUAUAGAAGGGAGCCCCUGCAGCCGUCACCAUGGUGAAGGAGCAGUUCCGGGAGACAGAUGUGGCCAAGAAAAUAAGCCACAUCUGUUUUGGAAUGAAGUCAGCCGAGGAGAUGCGCCAGCAGGCUCACAUCCAGGUUGUGAGUAAGAACCUGUACAGCCAGGACAACAACCAUGCCCCACUGCUCUACGGGGUGCUUGACCACAGGAUGGGUACAAGUGAGAAGGACCGUCCUUGUGAAACCUGUGGGAAGAACUUGGCCGACUGUCUGGGCCACUAUGGGUACAUUGACUUGGAAUUGCCAUGUUUUCACGUGGGGUACUUCCGAGCAGUUAUCGGCAUCUUACAGAUGAUCUGUAAAACCUGCUGCCACAUCAUGCUGUCCCAGGAGGAGAAGAAGCAGUUUCUGGAUUAUCUAAAGAGGCCCGGCCUGACCUACCUCCAGAAGCGAGGGCUGAAGAAGAAAAUCUCUGACAAGUGCCGGAAGAAGAACACGUGCCAUCACUGUGGCGCCUUCAACGGUACUGUCAAGAAAUGCGGCUUACUGAAGAUAAUCCACGAGAAGUACAAGACUAACAAGAAAGUGGUAGAUCCCAUCGUAUCAAGUUUCCUUCAGUCUUUUGAAACCGCCAUAGAGCAUAACAAAGAAGUAGAGCCUCUCCUGGGAAGGGCACAGGAAAACUUGAAUCCCUUAGUAGUUUUGAAUUUAUUUAAACGAAUCCCGGCUGAAGACAUCCCUCUACUUCUGAUGAAUCCGGAAGCUGGAAAGCCCUCCGAUCUGAUUCUCACACGACUCUUAGUGCCCCCUUUGUGUAUCAGACCCUCUGUCGUGAGCGAUUUGAAGUCUGGCACCAAUGAAGACGAUCUGACAAUGAAGUUGACAGAAAUCAUUUUCCUAAAUGACGUCAUUAAAAAGCAUCGGAUAUCAGGAGCUAAGACCCAGAUGAUCAUGGAAGACUGGGACUUCCUGCAGCUGCAGUGCGCCCUCUACAUUAACAGCGAGCUCUCAGGCAUUCCCCUCAAUAUGGCACCCAAGAAAUGGACCAGAGGGUUUGUCCAGCGCCUGAAGGGAAAGCAGGGUCGAUUCAGAGGCAAUCUCUCAGGAAAGAGAGUAGAUUUUUCUGGCAGAACAGUCAUCUCACCUGACCCCAACCUCCGAAUUGAUGAGGUAGCUGUGCCAGUUCACGUGGCCAAAAUUCUGACAUUUCCUGAGAAGGUAAACAAAGCAAACAUCAACUUUUUGAGGAAACUGGUUCGAAAUGGCCCUGAAGUUCACCCAGGAGCCAAUUUCAUUCAGCAGAGACACACGCAGAUGAAAAGGUUUCUGAAAUACGGAAACAGAGAAAAGAUGGCCCAGGAGCUCAAGUUCGGGGACAUUGUGGAGAGGCACCUCAUAGAUGGAGACGUGGUCCUGUUCAACCGGCAGCCCUCGCUGCACAAAUUGAGCAUCAUGGCACACCUGGCCAGGGUCAAGCCCCACCGGACUUUCAGAUUUAAUGAGUGUGUCUGUACACCCUACAAUGCAGAUUUUGAUGGAGAUGAAAUGAACCUUCAUCUUCCUCAAACAGAAGAAGCUAAAGCAGAAGCCCUUGUUCUCAUGGGGACUAAAGCAAACCUUGUAACACCAAGAAAUGGAGAACCACUAAUUGCUGCUAUUCAGGAUUUUCUGACAGGUGCCUAUCUCCUCACUCUUAAGGACACUUUCUUUGACCGAGCCAAAGCUUGUCAGAUCAUCGCUUCAAUACUGGUGGGCAAGGAUGAGAAAAUUAGAGUUCGUCUCCCACCCCCCACAAUACUAAAGCCUGUCACCCUGUGGACGGGAAAGCAGAUCUUCAGCGUCAUCCUCAGACCCAGCGAUGACAAUCCAGUGAGGGCCAACCUCCGAACCAAGGGCAAGCAGUACUGCGGCAGAGGAGAGGACCUCUGUGUCAAUGACUCCUAUGUCACAAUCCAGAACAGCGAGCUGAUGAGUGGCAGCAUGGACAAAGGAACACUGGGGUCAGGAUCCAAGAACAACAUUUUUUACAUUUUGCUGCGAGACUGGGGGCAGAAUGAAGCUGCCGACGCGAUGUCACGGCUUGCCAGGCUGGCUCCCGUCUACUUGUCUAACCGUGGAUUCUCAAUCGGGAUUGGUGACGUCACACCUGGCCAAGGGCUGCUGAAGGCCAAGUAUGAGUUGCUGAAUGCUGGCUACAAAAAAUGCGAUGAGUAUAUCGAAGCCCUGAACACAGGCAAGCUGCAGCAGCAGCCCGGCUGCACCGCCGAGGAGACUCUGGAGGCUUUGAUCCUGAAGGAGCUGUCCGUGAUCCGUGACCACGCAGGUAGCGCCUGCCUCCGGGAGCUGGACAAGAGCAAUAGCCCCCUCACCAUGGCGCUGUGUGGUUCCAAAGGUUCCUUCAUUAACAUAUCACAGAUGAUUGCCUGUGUGGGACAGCAAGCUAUCAGUGGCUCUCGAGUGCCAGAUGGCUUUGAAAACAGGUCCCUGCCUCACUUUGAAAAACACUCAAAGCUCCCAGCUGCCAAAGGCUUUGUGGCUAAUAGCUUUUAUUCCGGUUUGACACCAACCGAGUUUUUCUUCCACACGAUGGCUGGCCGGGAAGGUCUGGUUGACACGGCCGUGAAGACAGCUGAAACAGGAUAUAUGCAGAGAAGGCUCGUCAAGUCCCUAGAAGAUCUUUGCUCACAGUAUGACCUGACAGUCCGCAGCUCUACGGGCGAUAUCAUCCAGUUCAUUUACGGGGGAGACGGCUUAGAUCCUGCAGCCAUGGAGGGGAAAGAUGAGCCCUUAGAGUUUAAAAGGGUUCUGGACAACAUCAAAGCAGUCUUCCCGUGCCGGAGCGAGCCUGCUCUCAGUAAGAACGAGCUGCUCCUCAGCGCCGAGUCCAUCAUGAAGAAGAACGAGUUUCUCUGCUGCCAGGACAGCUUCCUGCAGGAGAUAAAAAAGUUUAUCAAGGAGGUUUCUGAGAAGAUCAAGAAGACCAGAGAUAAAUACGGCAUCAACGACAAUGGCACAACAGAGCCCCGUGUGCUGUACCAGUUGGACCGGAUCACCCCAACCCAAAUAGAGAAGUUUCUGGAGACAUGUAGGGACAAGUACAUGAGGGCACAGAUGGAGCCAGGUUCCGCGGUGGGUGCACUCUGUGCUCAGAGCAUUGGUGAGCCAGGCACCCAGAUGACCCUGAAGACUUUCCACUUCGCAGGCGUGGCCUCCAUGAACAUCACCCUGGGCGUGCCCCGCAUCAAAGAGAUCAUCAACGCCUCCAAGGCCAUCAGCACUCCCAUCAUCACAGCACAGCUGGACAAGGACGACGAUGCAGAUUACGCUCGUCUGGUGAAAGGGAGAAUUGAGAAAACCCUCUUGGGAGAGAUUUCAGAGUACAUUGAAGAAGUGUUUCUUCCUGAUGAUUGCUUCAUUCUCGUCAAGCUCUCCCUAGAACGGAUCAGACUUCUGAGGCUGGAAGUGAACGCUGAGACGGUGAGGUACUCCAUCUGCAUGUCCAAGCUGCGCGUGAAGCCCGGCGACGUGGCCGUGCACGGGGAGGCGGUGGUGUGCGUCACCCCCCGAGAGAACAGCAAGAGCUCCAUGUACUACGUGCUGCAGUUCCUGAAAGAGGAUCUCCCCAAGGUGGUGGUGCAGGGCAUCCCGGAGGUGUCCCGAGCUGUCAUCCACAUCGAUGAGCAGAGCGGGAAGGAGAAGUACAAGCUCCUGGUGGAGGGUGAUAACCUGCGGGCCGUCAUGGCCACCCACGGCGUGAAGGGCACCCGGACCACCUCCAACAACACAUACGAGGUGGAGAAAACCCUGGGCAUCGAAGCUGCCCGGACAACUAUCAUCAACGAGAUCCAGUAUACGAUGGUCAACCACGGCAUGAGCAUCGACCGGCGGCACGUGAUGCUGCUGUCCGAUCUCAUGACCUACAAGGGUGAAGUCCUGGGCAUCACCAGGUUUGGCCUGGCCAAGAUGAAGGAGAGCGUGCUGAUGCUGGCCUCGUUUGAGAAGACGGCCGACCACCUCUUUGAUGCUGCCUACUUUGGGCAGAAGGACUCUGUGUGUGGGGUAUCUGAAUGCAUCAUCAUGGGGAUCCCCAUGAACAUUGGCACUGGACUCUUCAAGCUGCUCCACAAGGCCAACAGGGACCCCAGCCCUCCCAGGAGGCCCCUCAUCUUCGACACGAGCGAAUUCCACAUCCCCCUUGUCACCUAGUCCAGGAAGAGGAGGCUGUACCUGACCCUGGCUCCUUGUCAACUGGAAAAGGGCUGGAGGCCAGCAGCCAACCCAUGAGCUUUGUGCUCCCCGGGACCGAGGCCCUGCUGCGCCCACCAUGCUGGCUGUUGGAGAUGGUUCCUGGAGUCCUGGGAGCCGCUCAUCCCAUGACCCCAACCAUAGCACAGUGCUUGGUGGGGUAAACUGGGAUUUUUCUGUCUGUUUGAAACCUGCUUAAUCUGGGGACAACUCUGCACCUCCUGCCCACCCCACCUCCAUGGACUUGUGAGGAGGCCCCAGCCAAGCAUCUCUGCUCAUUUCCACCUCCCCUGUCCCUCCAUCCACUCACAGGGGUCCCAACCUGACCAGGAGCCAGUUCUAAGCCCUAAAGCCAGGGCACAUCUCAGUUCUUCUGUUCCCCGGUCAUGCUGGCCUCCCAAUGUGACAUACUAAUAUAAAUAUUGUUCGUAUUAUUUAUUUGUUCACUGAA
Cervus elaphus (red deer) is the source of this 4812-nucleotide messenger RNA. RefSeq names its product RNA polymerase III subunit A (gene POLR3A). NCBI's taxonomy places the organism in Eukaryota, Metazoa, Chordata, Mammalia, Artiodactyla, Cervidae. Gene Ontology annotation, molecular function: DNA-directed RNA polymerase activity; DNA binding. Gene Ontology annotation, biological process: DNA-templated transcription. The record is from RefSeq and is a predicted model, not a curated record. The transcript has 31 exons. Bases 150 to 4322 code for a protein of 1390 amino acids.